AAGAUGGCUCGGAAAGGUCGAUACACGAAAAAAUCAAAAUUGGGACCAGGAUUUCAACAACCUCAAAUGGAGCGACUGCGACUUCGGACUCUCACCAUGAUGGGAUGGCUCUCAAAUUCUCCCGACCAGUGGUGAUAGUGUCCCUGCAAGUGGUGAUAGUGUCCCCGCAACUUCACGCCCUUUCCGUCCCCCGCGAAGUGAACCAAGGCCUGCUUCAUAGAUGAGCACAAAUAAUGCCCAGAACUCGCUGCCAGGCAAUCUAAACUUGGACGCUAAUGCAAAUGAGGUACCUCUUCUUGAUGAAGAAGUUGACGACCUCCUUGAUGCUUCUGGAGCUCAGAGUCACAGAGGACGCAAGACUACAGAGCUUUGGACGGUUAAGAUCAUCGAUUCUGACGGCACAAUCAAGCCGUCAAAACUAAGCGUGAGGGAGGCUUUGGAAUGGCCUAACGGUAGGAAGAUUGUGCUCAAGUUCAACAACGCAAAGCAACCAAUUGGAGACGAAGCUGGACUGUUGAGUGGCGUGCUUGGUCUGCUGGGAUCUGACUAUGAAAAAUUUUAUAUCUUUGAGGAAAGUUGGCGUAAGAUUAUCACUAAAAACAAGGUUUAUAACGAAUGUGUCAAGCAAAUUUUCCACUUUGAUGAAAAUAGCGAAGGAACUAUCAAGAAAAAUAUUUUGAAAAGUAUGGGGAAGUCUUGGAAGGAAACAAGGUUGAGGUUGUAUGAUGAUUUUUAUGAGCCAACAUUCACGAUUGAACAAAAUAUUGAGCAUCGCUCACUGGGAAUUGAUCGAGAGCAUUAGAUAUGGUUCCUUGACUAUCGCGCCAAACCUGAGACGAAUGAGAAGUGCAGAAAAAAUGCGAUCAAUCGAUCAAAACAACUAUAUACCGACACUGGCGGUUCGAAAAGCUUUGCACGGCGGAUGGAAGUAAAGGUACUUUACUUUUUUAUUCACUCUUUAGACUAUCUCUGUGACUUAAUUUUUCUUGAUUUUGUUGAAUACGGUAAUGGCAAAAACUUUGUUGUUACAGUCAAAACAACAAGGAAGGAGAGUCGGUAGAGGAGAGUUAUGGAUCACAGUACAUAAAAAAAAGGAUGGCGCAUAUAUCAGUGAUGAAGCAAGAGCAAUUGGUGUAAGUACUACUUGUUAUAAUUAUCGAUAAAAUUAUGAUCUCAAAUAGGGUAAUAGUUUACUUCUAUAUGAAAUGCUAUAUGAUCUUUUCUUAAUUUUAUUGUGGCAUUUAUACUAUGAUAUAUGACCGACAAACAUUCAAAUUUGAUUCUGUGUAAUUUUUAAAUCUUAUAAAAUUUUGGCACCAUGUUGAUUAUAAUUUAUAUAAGCUUCAUUCGUAGGGAAAAAUAUGCAAUUCCAAAAUUUCUUUCGUAGUUGACACUUUUGCUCUUUUUAAGCCUUUGAUAAUCUUUCUCUUUGUAAAAGAUUUGAGCUUUUUUUUCUUGGUUUUAGAAUUUAUUUUGGUUAAAUUGCUAUUAGUUAUUGAAUCAUUAUUUCAAAGCUAAUAUAAAGGAAGAUUGAAAGACAAGGUUUUGGUAAGGGCUGUUGACAUUUAAAGGGUGAAUGCUAAGAUAUGGUUUUCGGAAAAGAGAAACCGGGUAGAGUACAUGGUGUGGGUUUCGGACCGACUCCUAGUCAACUCUUCGGUUCGAAUUCACAUGCGCUGGGCAACAGAAUCCAAGUAGAGGAGACCCAAAGGAAGCUGCUUGAACUGCAGGUAGAGCUGGAAGGCGAGAAGUUGAAGAGGAAGGCGAUGGAGGAUGAGGCAGCAGCAGAGAAGAAAAAGAGGCAGGCGAUGGAGAGUGCUCUGAUUUAUCUAUUUCAACGGCAGGGUGAGGAGCUGCCACCAGACAUCACUGCA
Molecule: messenger RNA, 1874 nt
Organism: Arachis ipaensis
Lineage: Eukaryota; Viridiplantae; Streptophyta; Magnoliopsida; Fabales; Fabaceae
Source: RefSeq, a predicted model, not a curated record